Molecule: messenger RNA, 744 nt
Organism: Suillus bovinus
Lineage: Eukaryota; Fungi; Basidiomycota; Agaricomycetes; Boletales; Suillaceae
Exons: 5
Coding region: 1-744 (247 amino acids)
Source: RefSeq, a predicted model, not a curated record
AUGACUGUCACAGUAUAUGAAUCGUCAGACGAGGAAGAAUACUCAUUCAAGACGCGAGUAGAAGCAUCAGACAAUUCCCAGUCUUCAACUCAGCCAUUAGCAAAAGUCCCAAAAGAGAACCUUUCCAUUCCGCAGGGGAUAACGCCUCGAUCGUCUAGGGUGGAUGCGCCUUUACGAAGACGCGUGUUGCGUGACGAGGAAAUGCACGGGAUUGCCAAAGGCGAUCUCUCAUUACUAAUCCGCAUUCUAUUACUUAGUAUCAUCCAAACCAAUGAUAGAGUCGGGCAGCGAUUCGAGGUCGGCACCGCCGACCGACCGACCCCCGCUGUUCUCGAGUCGCAGGACCUCGAUGUCGUCCGUUGGAUCCACGGGCCUGAAGUGUGCGCCAGACUGCUCCUUGCCUCCCCCACCAGCAGUUAUACGCAAAGUCUCACCGUGAAUCUGCCACAAGUCGGUAGAAGUCGAGAACGCAGUGUCUUCGAGCUCGGUGUUGAAUUAGAUACCCGCCACAUUGCCCACUGCAAGGAGGCUCAGAUAGUGCUUGAUCGGCAUAAACUUGCAUGGGGAACAAUUUUCGAACUAGCACGAGGUGUCACUCGUGGCAUGUGGACAUUCCAAGACAUGAAGGAGCAUCGUCUACGAAAACUCGAAGGUUCGAAUGCUCAAUCUGCCUGGAAAGUUGCUACCGUCAUGGCAGACAAAGAGCCAUCUCGGAUAGGAGCACCAUCGGAACUUUGGUAUUAG